Molecule: messenger RNA, 2593 nt
Organism: Trematosphaeria pertusa
Lineage: Eukaryota; Fungi; Ascomycota; Dothideomycetes; Pleosporales; Trematosphaeriaceae
Exons: 2
Coding region: 264-2222 (652 amino acids)
Biological process (GO): protein import into nucleus
Cellular component (GO): nucleus
Molecular function (GO): small GTPase binding; guanyl-nucleotide exchange factor activity
Source: RefSeq, a predicted model, not a curated record
UCUCCUACAUACACUCACGCCAACCCUCGCCUUCUUUCCAAUAGACUCACAACACUCUUUUAUCUAGACACUUUCUUCUGCGCUCGUAAGCCGGGAGGACUUUGCGCGUCUGCAGCACGUCGCUAAUUGUUAAUUAUGCGGGAGAGACUGAAGCUAUUGCUCCGAGAUCCCAUUACAACUUCUUCUACGCUCUAGCCUCAUAAUCCCUUUAUACCGUUCAGACAAACGCAUCGACCCGACGCCGCCGAGAAUCGCAGUCGCCAAUGCCGUCGCAACCGAUUGAUGACCCCGGCUGGGACUUCAGCUCGGUUCUGGAGCUGAUAGACUCGGACCUCCAGCACCAUGUUGUUUCACCCACUCUACGCCCCGCCUCCCGGGCCCUGGAUCAUAUAUCCAAGAACAAAGUCCCAAAGGAUGCGGAAGAUAAUCGGAGCCUGCAUCUGGGCAGCUUUGGGAAACUGUUCGAGGAACUGGGUCUGUUCAACGAGGAGCCACUCCCCCCGGUGUCACCAGCUGAACCUCUUUCCGACGACCCAAGCAGUUCCGAUGAUGCUCUUCUUCCCCCGCCCGUUAUUGAAGCUGAGGUGGAGACCAAGGAUCCGAAGCUGGCAAAGGAAGAUGUUGUCGACACGAAUUCCAUAGUCAAGGAGGUCUAUGAUACGGUCGCUGAUGACGCGUAUACCGGCAUGACCCGUAAGCAACGGCAUCUCGCUCGGAAGAAGGCAGAGAAAGAGCGCAAAGCCCAGCAGCAGCCGGAGAAGCAGCUGGCUCAGAGGGAGAAGGUACGGAAGAAUCUUCUGAGAGAGCUUAUCGACUCGUCUGUUCCGGAUACGCCUACGCCAAUCAACGGACCGGCAUUGAAGCAGGUUCAGCCUCAUUCACGAUCCAACGUGGGGGCUAAGAUACGUCCGACUACGCCCGUUGAGCUUGAUGACCUCAUCAAUGCUACCGAGCAACGGAAUAGUGCCAAGAUCCCGAAAGUGUUUGGGGUCACAAAGCCCUCUAAGCCGCCAGCAGCUCUACUCCACCCCACAUCUUCACCAUUGCUCAACUCUUCCGCACGACCUUUCACGCCUGGUCAGAGUGAGCAUACUCUCCCUUUAUCCCAGCCCGUCGACGUGGAUGCUCCUUCAUCCGCUUUAGCGAAACGAAUUCCAAACGCCGCGGCACAGUAUACGACUUUCGGUACGCUCGCUCCAGUUCAGCAUGCAUAUUCGGUAAUACAGUCGAGCGCACACGGGUAUUUCACCUCUCAGGUCCCGCCUUCCACCGUCUAUGGCCACAGCCUUAUCCCGCGGACCGUGCAACCUGUCAUUCUCCAACGCCCCGCACAACCUGUGGUAGUUCCCCAGCCGCCGGUGGUUCCUAACACGCCCGUGAGAAUCCCCGGAGCACGCAUUACGGUUAGGAACCAAGUAGACCGAAAUCUUCGUUUCUUAAACCAGUUGAUAUUCGACUUCCCGGAAGAGAGGAAGUGGCUUGUUUCUCCGAUGCAAUUAUGCAACGAGAAGACAGUCACCGAAGGUAUCCAUGUUUUCGUCGACGCUUCGAAUAUUAUGAUCGGUCUCCGAGAUGCACUUCGAGAGCAUGGUGUUUACCAACCGUUCGAUCUGUCUUUUGAUAGUCUCGCUUUGUUGAUGGAACGCCGCCGACCUGUCGCGAAGCGUGUUUUCGCUGGCUCUCACCGAGAAGCCGCCCCGCUACCUCACGUUACGAGACUCUUUGAAACGUCGAAAGCUGUCGGCUAUGAGAAUGCUGUGAAAGAGCAGGUUUUGAUACGUCGCGAGGAGACGGAGAAGAAGAAGUUCUUCAGGGACGUGAAGAAAAUGGGGUGGCAGAAGGCUGCUCAACGACGCUCAGGCAACGACAGUGGCAGCGACUCAGAGACGGGUCAGCUUGCCCAGACCCUUGCAGCCCCGAAAUGGGUUGAGCAAGGGGUCGAUGAGAUUCUUCAUCUCAAGAUGUGCCAGAGCAUCAUUGAUACCGAAGUACCCACCACCAUGGUUCUUGCUACCGGAGAUGGCGCGGAAGCGGAGCACUCAGAUGGAUUCCUGGCUCAUGUCGAACGCGCUCUUAAGAGAGGAUGGAACGUCGAGCUGGUCAGCUGGAGACAGCAGACGAGCGGCGGAUACAAGAACAAGAAGUUCAGGGCAAAGUGGGGGAACAGGUUCAAGAUCAUCGAGCUGGAUGACUACUUAGAGUCGUUGAUUGAUACACCAUAACGUUGUAGCGACUCUGAAGGAGUAUUAGUGCUACCUAGGAGUUGGAUUGAGGUACUUCGGAAGAAGACCUCGAAGCUCUAGUACUACGACCCGUGAGCGACCCACGAGCGAGCAUUGUCUUUAGCUAUUCAUCAACGCAUACCGGAUACUGUCUAUCUUUCCAGAGCAUCUAAUCUUUGGUUCCAAUUAUGUGAUGUUCACUUAGACAUCAUUUCUUUCCAUCCGGCCGGCACGCCAAUUGGCUCCGCAUAAUCAAAGGCCUAUCUCUUCCUAUGCGAAGCUUAGAAAACGAUCGAAAUACUCUAGCCUAUUCUAUUCAUUGGCAUGCUUGAUGGUGGGAGUCCUUUAGCCAUUGGAGGCACGAUGCGCAG